AUGGGCGAGGUGCUCCUUGACAAGCAGAGCCAGGACGCUGACGCCAUGGCGGAGAGCGAGGCGGUGAAGCGCGCGCUGGGCGUCGUCAUGUUGCUCGUCCUGGGCGCCGCGGCCUACCUGGUGAUGCACACCCUGCGCCUGCUGUGGCCGGCGCGCUACGCCAUCGGUGCCCUCGUGGCGGCGGGGGAGGUCGCCUUCUUCGUCCUCUGGUGUCGCCGCUACACGCAGCUCAACACGCAGCCGGACGUGCACGCGCCGGCGCACGUCGACUCGAUGCGCCUGUUCGACCGCUUUGUGUCGCUCUGCUACAGCCUGCCAGACGGAGUGGACCUCGAAACUUAUCUCAGCGCCUGGUUCAGGGGCGCGCGCGUGGAUGAGAUCAUGCGCGGCAACAUGGAGGAGCUGAUGGCGUACGGGUUUUGGUACAAGUCGCGGCAGGAGAUGGCGGCGGAGGGCAUGGGCCACGUGCCUGGAGCCAUGGUGGAUGAGCUGGAAAAGGCCUUUGAGCACCAGUUCCCGGGCGGCUCCUAA
Monoraphidium neglectum is the source of this 531-nucleotide messenger RNA. RefSeq lists its product as hypothetical. The coding region runs from base 1 to 531 and encodes 176 amino acids. The record is from RefSeq and is a predicted model, not a curated record. The transcript has 4 exons. Lineage: Eukaryota; Viridiplantae; Chlorophyta; Chlorophyceae; Sphaeropleales; Selenastraceae.